UGCGCUGCGCGUCACGCAGUUUCUCAGUACCGCAGCUCCGAUUCAGUAACUUUACGCGUUUCAGGAUCUGUAAGAUUCUAAUUCGGCGGUGUUUUUAAGACGUAACUCAGCGCUUUGCCUGGUGUAUUUUUGCGGCUCUCUCGUUUGUUUCUGGUUCAGUUUGGAGGCGACGCGGAGAGCGAAACUGCGCUUAGAAAAAGGACCGGAGCAGAAAAGCAGGAGGUCUCCUGUGUGUGUGUGUGUGUGUGUGUCUUCAUCAUGCACGCACGGAUUUGACAUGUUUUCAUUUCCAACUUUGUGAGAAGGCGCAGUAUAAAAUCCUCCAAGACAGUUUGUCGGCACAGAAACAAGGAAGUAUAAAGGAUUGAGACUGUGAUCAGCUUUUUUUUUUGUUGAUUUGGGUGGAUUUUGUAUUUCUUGUUUCUCCAGUAACUGCUCCAAGAAGGGAUGCGCUUCCACUUCUCCCGGACUACAUACUGAAAGCCGGCACGCGCAAUCGCUGCAGCGGCGCUUUAAAGAAGCUACAUUCACCCCGUUCUCCUUUGGCACUAUAACAGUUCUUGGGCAUCUUCAGAGGGGGAACAGUUUAUGUACAGACCUGUGGAAGUGUUCAUCACGGAAAGGGUUGAUCACAUGUGAUUUGGCUGCCGGUGCUUUUUGUUGUUUCACCUGGUGCUCGUGCCCCGGACAGACCCCGGUACCGCGUGCCCGUAUCAGGACCGUGCUGCGCGCUUGAGGUUGUUGGAGAUGGCUCCGGUGGGGACGCUGCUGAUCGGGGCUGUGUUAGUGUGGGUGUCGGUGUUGGGUGAAGAACCAGCCGCUAAAGCCGUAGCCGACCGAUACGCUGUCUACUGGAACCGCACGAAUCCCCGAUUUUACCGAGGUGACUACCACCUUGACGUGUGCAUCAAUGACUACCUGGAUGUCUACUGUCCCCACUACAUGGACUCGGUGCCGGAGGAGAGGACAGAGCGCUACAUGCUGUACAUGGUCAACUACGAUGGCUACAGCUCCUGUGACCACACAGCGACAGGCUUCAAACGCUGGGAGUGCAAUCGCCCUUACUCUCCCACCGGGCCUCUCAAGUUCUCUGAGAAGUUUCAGCUCUUCACACCAUUCUCGCUGGGCUUUGAGUUCCGACCAGGCAGAGAAUACUACUAUAUAUCCUCCACGGUCGCUGAGAAUGGGAGAAAGACCUGCCUGAGGCUGAAAGUUUUUGUCAGACCAGCAAACAACUGCGUGAAAACCGUCAGCGUUCAUGACCGGGUCUUUGACGUCAAUGACAGUAACUCAAUAGAGCCCAGAGACGAUACAAGCCACGAAUCUGCCGAGCCAUCCCGAGGGGACGUCAAUUCUGCUGGACGUGUACAUAUGGCUGGUCUCCCGCUAGUCUCGGCCCUGAUCAUCCUCAUCUCUCACAUAUCAUUAUAGCGGCCUACGUGAGCGUGGGUGCAGUAACAGGUCCCAAUCUUAACGCAGAGGAGGACUCUUAAAAGAGCACUUUUUUAAAAGUAGACAUCAGACGUCCUCAUUAUCUCCACUGAGAUUCAGAACAUGUACCUCUAAUGAGGAGAUGCCAGAACGCCAGUCGAUGUGAGUGGGAUCUUCUCAUCCGGGAUUCAUUACAGGAAGGAUCUUGGAGGAUAUCGGUACACUACCCAGAUACAUGUAUAUGCAUACACACAUCUUCUUUCAUCAAGCAAUGACUUACCUUAAAACGGAAGGUUGAAAAGACUUAUAUACUCAUUAGUUUUUUGGGGUUUUUUGGACAUUAUAUUUGUAAAAGCAAUGGCAGACUCCCAUCAACAAGAGCCAGAUGACUAAUUUCUGGAAGCAUGGGAACAUUUUGGACACAACUAUGUACAGGACUGAUGGAGAACUGGUUUCAGAGUGUACCUUUUAAAAAAAAAAACAGAAAGAGAUCAUUUUUAAUGGGACGAGUCUUUACCUGAGGACUUUAUUGUUGUUUUUAAGAAGUUUUCUUAUAUAAAAAGAAAUAAGCACUCGUCUGUUUUGUACAUUGUGUACAGUUUAAAAAGCAGAAUACAAAGUGGAGACUGUAUUCUUGAAGUGAAAAAGUGAUCAAGUGUAGUAGCAACAGUGGUAUUUUGCUAUAGAGUUUGAAGCCUCACUGAUCAGUUGUUUAAAUUAAUAUACAGUACAUAUUUGUUUGACAAAAGCAUUUCCCCCUAUUUAUUACUCAUUAUUUCACCCACAACCACUGCAGCUAAUAGUGAGGUUUCACCCUGCGUUCACACUAGCAAUCAGCAGUGUACAGUAGGUGUGGCCUGUCUAGCUUGUUGAAGUAAGCAGUAAUACACUGGGGUACAUGAUGUUAUGGGAAAAUAAUCAGCAAUGGGAUGGAGUGAUGUGACAUGACACAGUGGAUUAUUUUCCUGUAGCAGCAUGUACUUUUAUCCUCUUUAUGCCACAGAGAUUUGCCAACUACACUUCUUUUAAGAACAACACUUUUUGUACUUUUUAUCCAUUUAUAGUUACAUUUAAUGUUGUUGAACAUCCACAAAGUUAAUUCCUGUUAUCACUUAACAUGCUGUUUUUUUCUCUUUUGAAGUUAAUAAGAUAAAAAAUCAAAGCUUGUCAUGUUACUGAGGAACCACAAAGCAGAAACGAAAAAUCUAAAAGACUUUCCUGUGUCGGAAACCUUAAACUUACACCUUCACGUCUGAAUGUUACAAAGCGCUAGAGACUUCAUUCCAUAAAUAUUAAAUAAACAUCUCCUUAUAGAAACCAUCUACUUAACAGCGAUUACACUUUUUUUGCCUGCAUUUUUUAUGACUUUUUUUUUUUUUUCAUUUUAAGGUGAUAUGGCAUGUCCAACAUGAAAGUCCCUGUGAAUUGGCUGUUACAGUAUAAACGCUAAUGUAAUAGACAUUAGAGCAUUAACAUAAACAUGCAAUUUGCAGCUGCACUACGGUCAGGGUUGUUGUAUAAAAGAUUAAUCAACAUCUCUGACAAAUCAGAACUAAGAAAUGGUUACUGCUGUAGUAUAAGCACUGAUCACAAAUGGUACUAGACAAUUGUACAGUUAACUGUAUACACAUAACUUCUGUUUAGGGCAAUGAUUCAAAUGUGACUGCUGGGCCCUUGAGCAAGGCUCUUAACAAUCAAUUGCUUAGCUGUGUGAAAGAGAUAACUGUAAGUUGCAGUGGUUAAUGGUAUCUGCCAAAUGUUAAAAAUCUUUUACGUUUUCUCCAAAUGCUUUUGAUUAGAAAGGAACUGAAUUUAGUUGAGAGAUAGACGAGACACUGGCCAAUCCUGACAAAUGACUGGUCCAUGAAAUUUACAGAACACAAUCACUUACUUAAUGCCUUAUAUAUAAAAUCACACACAUAUCCACCAUACAGUAAAUUGUUUUGGGACAUUUUGUCGUUCUUUAGUUGUGUCUUAAAGCACAGCUGAUAUUACUCUGCACACAUGUUGUAGCGCAUACUUUCGACACAGGAUUUAAUUUCUCACUAAUUUUAACUAAAAAACUAUAAAACUAAAUCCCAAUUAUUUUUUUGCAGUCAGUAGAAUCACAGCUUUGUCGUAUAUGACUUGCACAGGAAAUAAUUUGGUUGCUUGCUUGUGUGAACACAAGGUCAUUAAAUAUAUAUUUUUUAAGAAAAAACAAGCAAAUAAGCCGAGUUAGAUGUUAGGACAGGUUGACAUCUUUUUUAUCGGUCCAUUCAACUGGGUCCACAUUGACUAAAUGAUUGAUUUACAAUUUACAGCUAACUAAGCAUUAACCUAAAUCCUAUGAUGGGAUAUUCUGAAUAUUUUAAUGCUAAGUGAUUAUCACCUGCUGCACACAAACCAAACCAAAACAAAACAAUAAAACAUAACACCAUGCGCCAUCUGCACACAGUUUAAAGCAUCGGGAAACGUUCUAAUAUCUCGAGUAAGUGUAAAAAUCAUUUUCUUAAAGACAUAUAAAAGAAUAUUUAACACCUCCAAGUUUCGCUUUCAGCUUCUUAAAGACAUAAACAUGAUAUGUGAAUGGGGAGGUGAUGCUGACAAAGCAUUACACUGUAGCCGGCCCUGGUGGCAGCUGGAGGCCUGGAGUGAUUUAAUAGACUGUUUGAAGUCGUCCAGGAUGACAGGAAUGCAGGCCACAUACUGUGGCCUCAUGUGGGUCAUUUCUGGAAUUAAAAAUCGACUUGCGCGUCAGACCGCACCGGUGUCCACUUCAGUGGUAGGCUAACGUCACUGGCACGAACUCGAACAAGUGGGGAAGGGGACAAAUGUCUUUGUUGCGAUCGAUAGUAGUGGCUUUGCAGAUUGAAUAAAAUUCUAUAUUGAAUAAAAUAUUUGCCUCGGUCUCUGUGCUGGUUCAGAUUUUCUUCACAAUUUACAGUUAGAGUGUGAGUGACUAAAAAGAUAAAAGAAAGAUGUCCAAUUAAAUAUUAAAGGACUACAAUUUUAACCUUACAACAAAUCAUCCAUGUUUGAUGUUGCUUUUUAAACAUAACUAAUAUAAUCAACAAGUACAUGGAUUUUAUAACCAAUCAGUUGGUCCUCGCCUAAACUGCAGUCACAUUUGCAAUAUAAAGUUUUACAAAAUAGUCUAAAUUGUAAGGUUGGAAUAUUUAGAGUAAUUAUCAUUAGUUUAAAAUGAUUAAUUUUUCACUAUUUAAUGAGUUAAUAAAAUCUCAUUCCUUUCAGCAUCAAGAGAUCAACCGUUUAUAGCCUUGCCAUUUUUUCCAAUUUUAUGUUGAGCUACAGUAAACAACAAAUAGAACAACUCAACAAAUGCUAAAAUAGAAGUUGAAAUUUUUUUAUUGAAAUGAAACAAAUUUAUUGAUUGGUGAUUGAUUGCAGUGUGCUGCUUUAACAAAAUCUUGUUUUUUUUUUUUUUUGUUUGUUUGUUUUUUUAUAACAUAGGAGAAUAUCGAUCCUAAUUUUAUGGAUACUGUGUAUCCGUAGGUUGUCUAUGUGAUAUAUGAUAUACAGUGAUUAUAGGAGUGAGACGUUUAACAUACAAAAAAAGAUGAUAAAUUACAGUGUUCAUGAACAUGUUCCUUUCUUUUAUAUGUGAUGCUGGUGAUUUUCCUGUGCAUGAUUUUAGUGGUGUGUUGGAUCACUGAACUAUGGAUCAGUAACACGAGUGGGUGGUUUUUCCUUUCUAUGCAGGUGGAUAUGAAGCUUGCAGAAGAAAUGGAUGCAGGACAGCCAUGAUCUUUAACAUGACAGCAUGUAGAAUGCUUGUGAAGCAAUACAUGACAAAUUUACGAUGUUCGUUCAUUCGUUCGUUCAUUUGUUCAUUUGUCCUUUAAUUUUUAGUAACUUCUUUAUCCCGGUCAUGGUUAUGGUGGCUUAUAUGACUUAUUUGUUAACAUUUUUGGAAAUCUUGUCCACUAAGUUAGAAAAUAUUGGACAAGUGAAAAUAAUAGCCAUGUAGUCAAUACAGUUUGACAUUAAUCGUGAAUUAGCCUUAUUAAAUAAGAAGAAGCAAUGCAUCUUCAAAGUCCUUCAACUCCAAAACCUGCAACAUUGCAAAAUUUCCCUGUGAUAUGACAUCAAUGGGGUUCAGUGUUGACUGUAACUGGUCUCUACAUUUCUGGAUAAAGGAAAAGCUUGUUAAAGGAGUAACGAAAUGACAGCAGAAUGAUAAUGAUGGUGAUGAUGAUGAUGAUGAUGAUGAUGAUGAUGAUGUUUUAACUUUAACCAAGCAUGAGUCAUUGCACCCAUGAUUGUUUUUGAUUGUUGCAUUUCCCCUUAGCACUGUAACAUGAUCACUUAAUAUGUAGAUUCACACUCACCUGUUUCAGACAUGGGCCAUCUUCAAGAAGUCUGGCUCGGUUCCUCUGCACGCUGGUCAGCUUUACCUGAUGCUUGAGAUCUUCUGCUUUAUGUAACACACAUUUUUAUAUCCUCAAAUGCCAUUGUUUGUAAAUACACUUGUCAGAGCAGCUAAAACUAAUUAAAAAAGAUUCAAUAAAUCUGUCAUUGUUGUAAA
Messenger RNA from Tachysurus vachellii, 5959 nucleotides. RefSeq names its product ephrin-A5a (gene efna5a). Gene Ontology annotation, molecular function: ephrin receptor binding. Gene Ontology annotation, cellular component: plasma membrane; external side of plasma membrane. The coding region runs from base 748 to 1431 and encodes 227 amino acids. The record is from RefSeq and is a predicted model, not a curated record. Gene Ontology annotation, biological process: ephrin receptor signaling pathway; regulation of actin cytoskeleton organization; regulation of cell-cell adhesion. Lineage: Eukaryota; Metazoa; Chordata; Actinopteri; Siluriformes; Bagridae. The transcript has 5 exons.